Molecule: messenger RNA, 1623 nt
Organism: Cicer arietinum (chickpea)
Lineage: Eukaryota; Viridiplantae; Streptophyta; Magnoliopsida; Fabales; Fabaceae
Product: F-box/kelch-repeat protein At3g23880-like
Molecular function (GO): protein binding
Source: RefSeq, a predicted model, not a curated record
AUGAGCAUGAGAAAUUACAUGGUAAUUGCCAUCCAUUUUUUUUUUUUAUUUUAUAUAAACAAAUGAAAUAUAUUGCAUAUAGCUAUAACCAAGUAGCCACACUCAGCAAUGGCGCCAAUGGGUGACGCCGAUGGCCAAAACGACGUCGCUCCGCCUGAUCCACACACCAAGAGGCAGCGUUUGAAUUCCUCCACCAAAACCCUAACACCACCUUCCUCCUCCAUCACUCCCGGAGAUUCACUUCCCACUCUUCCAUUCGAGCUCGUAGCAGAAAUUCUCUCUAGACUUCCUGUAAAAAUCCUCAUGCAACUCCGGUGCGUCUGCAAAUCCUGGAAAUCUCUAAUCUGCGAUCCCAAAUUCGUCAAAAAGCACCUUCGCGUGUCAACCACGCGCCACCACCUCUUCCUAACCUUCCUCAAUUCAUCACGCGAGUUCGUCCUCACGACUUACCCUCUCUCCUCCGUCUUCACAGAAAUAACCGCCACCGCCACGCAGCUAGACUACCCUCUCAACAAUCGAAACCGUUUCGAUCUCAUCGUUGGCUCUUGCCACGGCAUCCUCUGCUUCGCACUCGAUCAACGUUUCGCUCUUUUGUGGAACCCUUCCAUUAGCAAAUUUGCCAAAUUGCCCUCUUUGAAUAAUCCAUCCCGAGAGGGGAGUUACACGAUCUAUGCAUUUGGCUAUGCUCAUUUCAGUGAUAGUUACAAGGUGGUUGCUGUUUCGUGUUAUGAAUCUGAUACUAAUGGUAGCACAAGUAAUAGGGUUUACAAAACUGAAGUAAAGGUUCAUACUUUGGGUACCAAUUCUUGGAGAAGGAUUCAGGAUUUUCCUUCUGGUGUUCCUUUUGAUGAAUCAGGAAAAUUCGUUAAUGGAACUGUUAAUUGGUUAGCAUCUACUGAUUGGAUUUCUUCAUGGGUCAUUGUUUCUCUUGAUUUGGAGAAGGAAUCUUAUCAAGAACUUCUGCAGCCUGAUUAUGGAGGGGUAGCUGUGGUUACUUUAACCUUAGGGGUGUUGAGGGAUUGUUUGUGUAUACUUUCUCAUAGUGAUACUUUUUCAGAUGUUUGGCUUAUGAAGGAGUAUGGAAAUAAAAACUCUUGGACUAAAUUGUUCCGUGUUCCUUUCAUGGAAGGUGUUGGUUGUUCUCCUUAUACUAAGGCACUUCAUAUUUCUGAAGAUGAUCAAGUUUUGCUGGAGUUUGAUUCAAAGUUGGUUGUUUACAAUUCUAGAGACGGUACUUUUAAGACUCCCCAAAUUCAAAAUAUCAACGAUUGGAUGGUUCCGGAAAUCUAUCAAGAGAGUUUGAUAUCACCUUGUUUUCAACAGUAGGAUGUAUGUAGUAAUGUAGAUGCUAUGUUUGCCACUUGUGCAUGAGGUUUAUGAAAAACCAAUCCAUUGUAUUUCAUGUUUAAGGGUUACUUCGUUGAUUAUUGUUAGUUAUUGGUCGAUGGAAUUUGCAGUACGAGAAAUUUCUAUCUUAUGUUAUGUGUAAUUUGUAAAUUUUUUGUUACUUCAUGGAUAUCUGUUAGUUAUAUGGUUUUAGUGAUUUGGUUUUCCAAGAUUGGAAUUAAGUGUUAUACCCAGUCACUUGUAUGUUUGUUAAAAUUUCUGUUGAUGGCAACACAA